GUCACCGUUUUUCCAUGCCUUAGCAGCUCCCAGCAUCUGCGGUUGAAUAAACGCAGAAAAGGGUACCACUGUUUUUCUAAAGAGAGAAAUGCAACCGUAUCACUGAAAGCCCGGAACACACGUAACUGCUUUUCGUUCUACCCUCGUCUUCCUUAGAUUCACCUUAUAUAGAUUAAUAUUAGAUUUGCUUCGCAUUCACGCACACACAAAUCGGCAAGCACUGUUGCUGUCCGUACUGCAACUUGUUGAGAACAACAUUUUUCAGUAGUUUUCCCUUUCCUACACUGAAAGAGCCUUUCCACGAUGUCUGUACCAAUCGCGGGGCGUCGAAAGGGACAAGCAACCACACCCACUACCACCACCACCACCAUCACCACAAACACCCCAGUCCACGGCGUUCCGUCAUGGCUGGACGACACGCCGUCGGUCGCCGCCCCAUCAUCUGCCUCACCCUCUGCGUUUCCUCAACCAUCCACCGUUCUCCCUUCUUCCUCUGACACGACGUCCGCUGGUUUUCUCUCCCCCAGCGCGUUCAGCGCCACCUCAGCGUUCCCGGCGUUUGAAGGCACGAAUGUGAGCGUGCCAGCGUUUCUGCGCCAUGAGGAGACGCAGCGGCACACAGCACCGCCGGCGUCGCCAGCGUCCCAGCUGCCCACGGAUGUCGAACGUUCACGCCGGCUCGCCCUGAGCGAAGAGCUCGACUCCGUCACACAGCAGCUGAUCGACGUCACGGGGCGCGUGGAGGUGCUGCAGGGAGACGGUCACCCGGCCGCGGCGGAGGUGAGGGAGUUAGAUGCCACGUUGGGGUCAUUGAGAGAGAAGGAGGCGGAGGCAACGCGGCGAAAAGCAGAGCGUGACGCGCAGGUGCAGCUGGACGCACGUGAAGGGGCGCCAUCUGCGGAAACCCACGUCGAUCUCAACGCCGCGACGUCGGCAUACCGUGCGGAGUGCACGCAGCGCCAUGGACAAGCCUUGGACGCGGUCACGUCUGAGUUACAGGCGCAGCACAGCAAGAACGUCGCCUUACAGAAAGAGUGCGAAGAUGCGAUGUCCAACACGCCCGAGUCGCGCUGCCAGGCAGCCGCCUUCCAGGCGCUUCAGCGUCGACUCCAGGACGGUGUGCGCCACUUAAAACAGCACUUUUCGCAGCAGUGCAAUAGUGCCGUUGCCCUCAGCGCACGUACCUUUUUGGCCUCGGCCCGGCAACAGCGAAGCGAGCUGUUUGCCAACGACGCCGCCCGCCGUGCGGCGAAGUUGCAGAGCUAUCGAGCACAGCGCGACACGUCUGCGAGGGAGUUCAACGCUGAGUGCCACAGCAUUUUUCAAGGGCGUGCGGAUUCUCUCUUUGGCGCGUUGAAAACCUCGCUGGAGAAGCGCCACCGAAGACUGGCGGACGAGCGAAAUCAGCGUCUUGGUGCGUUCCACGCUCAGCUGCAUGCCACGACAGAGCGCGGGCGCGUUGCACUGGAACAGCAGCUGCGGGCUCUCACAGAGCGGGAAGUAGCCAUCACAGCUGCGCAACGUGAUAGCGCGAAUUCGGAACUUUUGUUACGGCGAGACGAGCUGGCGCGGCAGCGCCGUGCUUUCCAAUCCCGUGCGGCGUCGGAGUAUCAGUCCCUCCGUGAGACGCACGGAGACGGCGCAGGACGGCGAGGAUGCCCUGUGACAGCCGCUUCUGCAACGAAGAGUUGCACGACGUCUUUCGAAUCACUGCGCAGAGAGACGGAGGAGAUGCGUGCGAAACUGACCCAAAUGGCGCUUACACUCCGCACCAAACAACAAGGCCUCCCAUCUCGAUAUUCACCCAAGCAGAGUCCGCUCCCAGGCAAAGCUCAACUGUCGUUUGAAACCACCGAGUCGCAGUGGCGUGACUUCGUCCUGUCUGUGCAGCAGCACCGCGAGCUUCUCCGCACGACAAUCGAAGAACUGAAGACGUCAACGCGUUCGUGGUCAGACGGGAUGGAGCGGGGGCGUCGUCAGCUGACAGCGCAGCGCGAAGAGGUGCGCAUCGUGCGGCGUGCUUGGGAGGGUAAAAUACGCAGUCAGCUCUCCAGUUGCUUAACGGUGCAGAACACGGACGUGCCCCCUCUUGCGUCCCUCACCACGUCCACCUUAGAGAGUCUCAGCCGCCGCGUGGAGGACCUCAGGCAGAAACAAGGCGCGCUGCGGUCUACUCGUAGUGCCUUUGCGGGGCAGAUGGCUGCGUCGGUGCGGUCCUUGCGUGCGUAUCGCACCGACACAGAGCGUCUUUUGGGGGACGUUUUUUCGAACUUUGAAGUGCUGCGUGAGAGAAGUGUGCAGGCGGAACUGGACGAGCUGUCGUUGCGCUCCAUGCAGGCACAACUGGAGGCGUUGUACCACCACGUUUCACAGGAGGCGCAUCGCCUCGCUGCGCAGAAGCGAAGCCUCGACGCUGUCGUGAAGGACAUGCGCGCUGGGCACCCGGUGGCGCUGCCCUCGAUCAUCACCCUCGCGGACAAUUUCUCGCAAGAUCAGUCCACGCAGAUCUUCACCGGCCGUACGUCACCGCUGUUUGACAUCACCAACGCGUCUCACCACCGCCUGAAUUGCCAUCCGCCGCAAGCUCACGCAAACAUUACGGAGAUGACAGAGGCGAGUGCUGCCACCCGCAAAGAAGCCGUGACGAAGCGCCACACGCACUCGUCUUCGGCCACCACACCGUCGCUGAUAGCUCUUCGUCAUGGCGGUGGCGAGAGGAGAAGCCCCACCACCAUGCCCUUCAGCAACGACAGCGAAACGCGGCCUCCUGGUGCGAGUGGCGUUGCAGCACCCACGACGGUGUCCGCCAGCUCUGGCGCCGACGUGCUCGUCAGCGAAUCUCCCUCGCCCAUCAUACCGUCGUUGGGAGGACUUAGUGGAUGGAUGCAACAGCAGCAGCAGCAGCAGAUAGGCGGCGGCUGUGCAGGUGGUGCAUGCAUCUCCGUCUCUCCGAAGACGGAGGACGUGCCAAACAAAGCUGAGGGAGAGGUGUUUUUGCGUUCCGUGGACAGCGACGCAAACUCCACCAUGGAUCUUGAGCCGAUAGAGAAUGUCGAGGGUGAUGAUGAGAGCGCCAUCGCACCUUUGCGUCCUUACUCUUCACAUUGA
Leptomonas pyrrhocoris is the source of this 3108-nucleotide messenger RNA. Its product is annotated as l6202.3-like protein. The coding region runs from base 304 to 3108 and encodes 934 amino acids. The record is from RefSeq and is a predicted model, not a curated record. Lineage: Eukaryota; Euglenozoa; Kinetoplastea; Trypanosomatida; Trypanosomatidae. The transcript has a single exon.